AGUUUCUUCUCUGAGCUGCAGCCAACAGCGAAGCCUGAACACUGGUCGUGGUGUUCUGCCCCGUCCCCGUCCCCUCCCCCUCCUUUUGGUGACAGGUGGUGGUUACCUUGGUUACCAGCAUUACAGGAGAGGGGCGCAUCAGGAGGAUGGAGCCCCACCUCUGGCCACGCCCACAGAGGCUCCAGGUGCGUCGAUUGGCUAUUCGUCGCCGUCUGACCGCACUCAGCGGUGGUGUGUGUUGUCCUGCCCGUUGGCGCCGUCGGCCAAUUGCCUUCCUCUGCUAUGUCCUGUCCGUCAGUGCUCUGCGACCACUGGCCAACCGGGUGGCGUUGUACCGCUCCCUCCCGACUCGCCUACUCUCUCGGGCCUGGGGUCGUCUGAACGGGGUAGAGCUCCCCACUUGGCUCCGAAAACCCGUCUACUCGCUCUACAUCUGGACCUUCGGGGUCAACAUGCAGGAGGCAGCAGUGGAGGAUUUACAUUACUACAGGAAUCUCGGUGAAUUUUUCCGUCGACGUCUCAAACCUGCAGUUCGACCGCUCUGCGCCUCCUCCUCUCUGAUCUCUCCAGCUGAUGGGAGAAUCCUACACUUUGGUCGGGUAAAGAACUCAGAGGUGGAACAGGUGAAGGGGGUCACUUACAGUCUGGAGAACUUCCUUGGUCCACAGAGGAGGCAGAGAAACGACUCCUCAUCGUCCUUCCGGGACCUCCUCUUGUCAUCUCCUGAUAACGACCUUUUCCAUGUGGUGGUCUACCUGGCUCCAGGUGACUAUCACUGUUUCCAUUCUCCAACAGACUGGAGGGUGGAGCUUCGGCGUCAUUUCCCAGGCUCGUUAAUGUCGGUUAACCCGGGCGUGGCCCGUUUGGUCAAAGAGCUCUUCUGCCUCAAUGAGCGUGUGGCGCUCACCGGCAAAUGGCAGCACGGCUUCUUCUCGUUUACGGCAGUCGGAGCCACAAACGUGGGCUCCAUCAGGGUUUACUUUGACCAGGAGCUUCAGACCAACACUCCCCGUUACAGUAAAGGCUCCUUCCAUGACCGCAGCUAUGUUGCCGUCGGCGACCAGGUGUUGAAUGGAGCAGGUGAAGGGGGCGUGGCCUUACAGAAGGGGGCAGCAGUGGGGGAGUUUAACCUUGGCUCCACCAUCGUGCUGCUGUUCGAAGCUCCAAAUGACUUCAAAUUCACCCUGCAGCCCGGCCAGCGAAUCAGAGUGGGAGAGGGGCUCGGAAGCCUCUGAUUGGCCGACCUGAAGACUCAGGAAGGGGUCUGGUGACAAGGAACUGCUGGAGACUAUUAAAGACAGAUUUUAAGCGUUGGUGGCAUUGUGGAUAAUAAUUUUCUCUGUAACAAAGAAGCUGUGGAGGUCAUGAAGAUGUUUUAUGUCAAAGACUCAAUUCCCAGAAUGCCUUUUGCAUCAUAAAGGGGGGGAAUGCCAAACCUCAUCUCUCUCUUUUUCAGAAACUGAACCAACAAAGUCAAAUAUUCCAUAAAAUCACCAAAACCAAACUACAAACACAAACACUGAGAUCACCUUUAACAGGACCAGCUUAACACGAAGUGAAAUCAAACGUUUCUCCGUCCACUGAUGCAGUUUGAAUGUUUGGAGCUUUAUUGUUCACGUCUUGUUGUUACGUCUCAGCUGGGCAGGUCGAGGUGGCAGGAAGUCAAACGCAGGAAAAGAAAGCAUCCUCUCCAGAUAGGUGAAACGCUCCUGCUGGGGUUUGACGUGUCGCAGGUGUGACAUCGCAGAGCCGUGCCAGGAAAAUCGACGUAUUAGCAUCGGCUAGCGCACAAAUCAAAAGCAGCUAAUUGGUGGAAACUCAACUGGACGCCUGUGAUUUAUCAAAAAGAAGUAAAAUAAUGAAUUCUCUUUGUGAGUGUGAGUAAAGGUGAACGUCUCGUUCACACCUGGAUGCUAACUGUGUUUGUUGUUGCUGCUUCUCUACUUUUCUAAAAUAUGUAAUUAUGAAUAAAUAUUUCUUUC
Molecule: messenger RNA, 1982 nt
Organism: Chelmon rostratus (copperband butterflyfish)
Lineage: Eukaryota; Metazoa; Chordata; Actinopteri; Chaetodontiformes; Chaetodontidae
Gene: pisd
Product: phosphatidylserine decarboxylase
Exons: 9
Coding region: 147-1235 (362 amino acids)
Biological process (GO): phosphatidylethanolamine biosynthetic process
Cellular component (GO): mitochondrion
Molecular function (GO): phosphatidylserine decarboxylase activity
Source: RefSeq, a predicted model, not a curated record